Molecule: messenger RNA, 2724 nt
Organism: Tuber melanosporum (Perigord truffle)
Lineage: Eukaryota; Fungi; Ascomycota; Pezizomycetes; Pezizales; Tuberaceae
Exons: 5
Coding region: 190-2442 (750 amino acids)
Source: RefSeq, a predicted model, not a curated record
ACCGCACUGCUUCUUAGAAAUCCACCUUGACCAUUGACCGUCAUUGACCAUCAUCUACAGCCAUUGCGCUACCUUCGGCAAAGGCACUCCAGGUGGAAUAGAUUGUCCCUAUUUUCUUAAUAAAACGAAUGUUUUAUUGCUAUAAAGGAUUCACUAUUUAAGGCUACUCUUCUUUGUGUUUAUCAUAAGAUGAACUCUUCUAGUACUAGUAGUGAGUCCUUUAGAGUCCAACAGGACAAUACUGAAGAUCCUCCAUACGACCUUUCCUCGAAUACUCCCCUUGAAGCCUUUCAAGUUCCUUUGACCAUACUUGAGGAUCAAGAAGAUAAUAUGAAUAACUCGACUCUGAGUCCCCUUGAAGAGAUGUCUGACCAGUCAGAGUCUCCUAUACAGCAAACUAGUUUGGAUCUUGAGUCAACAUCUAAGUCUCCUGAUACUUUUUAUCAAUUUACCAAGUUUCCUCAAGAGAUUCAAGAGAAGGUUAUUGAAGAGUAUAUACAGUUACUCUCACCUAAUCUUUCGAUCAUCAAGGAUCAGGCACAGAUACCUAUUACACAAGACUUGAACCAACAGGCGGAGUCAUCCCAGUUGUUGAAUCAUACAAUUGCUUACGAGCUAGAAAAUUCUCUUCAUAAUAUACUUCUUGUGUCUAAGGCCAUGUAUAAGAUGGUUGCGGGAUACAUGACAAGAAAUGCAGUUUACAUCGAUGGUCCUUUCAAUUUGCAACGUCUACUCCUUUUUGAGAAGCGUCAAAGAAAAGAUUGGAGCAAUGAAAUCCCUACACAAAAGCCAAUCAUCAACAGACCUACAAAGAUUUACCCCUUUGGAGUUACAUACUCCUUUACUAAUGAGAAUUGUGGGGACGUGACUGGUUUGGCUCCCGGUAAGAUAGCUGAAUCACCAUACCACUUUGAUUCUUAUGGUGCAGGACCAUGGUGGAAACGUCCAGACUCUCAUGAUUCUAAUGAAUUGAUGGCACAAAUUUAUGAGAAUGAUGAAGAACAUGGGGACUGGAAUUGGCUUAAUAUACCAGGUUGGGUUAGGGGGGGUAGUUACAACAUUGGUGGGCAUUUGAAUCUUAGUGAUGGGUCAAUUGAUGAUAACAAAUCAAUUAAGGAUUAUGGAUCUGUUGAGGACAGUGGUGAUUCUGAUGACCGGAGCCAGAUGGAGGUAGAUUGUGGUGAUGGGUUGAAUAAGGGGGAUUAUGAACCGGGAUCCUUUCUUACUCAUGCGAAGACUUUGAUCUUGGGGCCGGGAGCUUCUGAGAUGCACGAGUCCGAUAUUCCCCACUAUGUUUCUAGCCUUAGUCGUGGACAAGAUACAGAGAUGGUCGCAGUAUACUAUCGCAUCCCGGCAACUCAUCUUCUAAGUAAGAUGUUCGGCAGAUUAGAUAAUCUAGCCAGUCUUAAAAAAUUGGUAAUUUCUGGACACAUCUGGUCAAACCCCUGGCUUUUUGUUCCACGACCUGUCGACUCAGAUCUUAGGUUUCCGAAUCUUACCCAUCUUACUCUUUCCCUCCCCUUUGCAGCCCAUAAGGAGGCCUCACCUCUACGGAGUCUUCGUUACUUCCGUGAACGCUCUGCCGAUCGACAUCUGUGUAUGCUUCUCACGGGAAGAUACAGAAUUCCCGGCGGAGUUGUGAUUGAGAAUGGUUCAACUUUCCUCAAUACCCUCGAGUACCUCCAUGUUAGAGGUCCGGGAGCACACUGUUGCUCCCAACUCUGGAAGGGUUGCUGGAAAAAACUAAACUCAAUUAUCAUUGAACUCCCAACUACGGCUGCUAUAUGCGAACCCGGGACAGAGAACCUCAUUUCGGCGAUUAAAGAUAAUUUUUUGAACCGUCUUCCCAAAGCUGAAGUCCAAGUCAACCUCCGCACCAUUCUGCCUUGGUUUGAUUCCCACUUUGGCCACUACUUCUGGAGACGAAUGAAAGACCGGAUUAUAAGUACGGAGUCGUAUCCCGGCGAGGCUCUCCCCUUGGCUCACUCCCCUUCGGGUAUUAACGUCGUCCUCUUCAGCAAGUCCAAUGAAGAACAUACCAUUAUCCAAGCCCACCCAGAUUGGUUGGCUGCGAUUAAUAACAUCCAGCAUGAGGAAAAACUUCAUGCAAAUGGUACCAUUGAGUAUUUCAAAAACCGUGAUGGAGUUGACGCUAUGGAAAUGGUUUGGGAACAGGACCAUAUUUGGAUUACGGCCGAAAAUCAUAUCAACACCCCCGCCCCCGCCGAAGAGAAUCCCGGGGCCUCCGAAGAUACCGCCACCGUCGCACCCUAUCAAUCUGGGAGUCCAUACCUCGCCAAUGUUCUAAAAAAGGAAAAGGGGGAACCCGACUAUUCGACCCUCAUCCAUGCUGCCGACGAUGAAUUUCUCCGCCAGGAACACGAGUACCUGGAGCACAUCGCCAACGCAUUGAAAAAGGGCCAUACUCCCGGGUUGCCCUAAACUUUCACUUAAAAUGGUCUUGAAAAUUGGUUUGGUUUAGUAUGAACGGCAAGUGUGAGUUAUAAUGGGUAUUGGGAUGAAAAUAGAUUUAGGUACUGGUCAAUUUUCUCGAUCUCUUUUGAUUCUUAUACUCAUGUAUUACUCUUUGCUUUUUUUUUUUUCUUUUCCUUGCCUCGCAAUACUGGCUGCCACCUUGUUUCCUUCAUUUUCAUUUUCAUUUUUUCAUGUCUUCAUGAUCUCCACUCUGUACGCGACUCUUCAAUAAAAGCUUUAUGCACAAAA